UUUUGUUGUCAUGUUGUAGCACGAAAAAAUUGAAUGAAAAUGAAGAAAUUGUAUGAAAAAAGAUUGUUUGACCAAAUGUAGACUCUCCGACAUGCAGACUAGAACUGAAGUUACCCCAAGCCUAUGGGUGAAAUCUGAACCUUUUAGCUAUGGAGCAUUUCCUAUUGCACCUCAUCCAAGACUAGCAUAUAAUAAUGUGAAGAAGAUUGUGAUAUAUGCAAAAAACAAAGGGUCUUCUGGAUUUCCUAAAUUAAAUUAUUCAGUGUGGAGACACAUUGCUUGCAACAAAUUACACUUAUCAGAGGACUUGGCAUGGAUAUAUUUUUCAACUUGUCAUCUUUUAAGUGAGGACUUGUCAGCCAUUGAAAGAGUGGAAUGGGAUCAACGAUUUACAGAGUGUACUCAUCAGUCAGAAGUGGAUGAACUUCGUUCACAAGUUUCUGUCGGCACUCUGAAAUUUGUUUUGUAUCUAUACAUUCAGCAACUUCACAAAGUCUCCCUAAAAGCCUCAUUAGUAGCAGGAGAUGAAUGGCCAAGUUUGAAGAAUUCUCAGGAACUAGAGGGCUCUGGAAGAGGCACACCAAGAGGCAACAAAACCUUGGAUGACCACAGUCAUAUGUUAUUUGUUCAGCACAACAUUCAGGAGAUUUUGGAGCUACUUGUGGAACCUGAAAAUUACAGCCAGACCCAUCCAGCUGAAUCAGCACUGACUGUAGAGGCUGUGGAAGCUAUGGGGUUUCUUAUCGCUGGCUCAAUUGACAAAUGUCGUUCUUUAGUCCCAUUACAAGACAUUGCUACGUUACAGACUGUUCAACACAAGAGUGGUUUUUCUAAAAUGACAAGGACUUUUAAUUUACGUAAAUUAAGCACCUGGCUUAAAGAUUCUUUGGUUCAGAAUCCAUUUGGAAUAUCUUCCUGUAUAGCUAAUGGGCGUCGCCUGUCUUGGCCAAUGGCUGGAGAGGAUAAGGAGGCAAUGGCAGAGUCAACAACAAAGAGAGGCAAAAUAGCAACCAAUGCACAUGUUGUUCCUAAAGAGCAAGUGAGAGGAAACAAAAUUAUCAUUAUGAGUCAAGUCAGCAAGCAGACCAUCGCAAGGAGUUCAGGCACACUGGAAGGAAGCAGUGUUAAAAUUCACAGAAGCCAUUAUUCCUAUUUGUAUCUUUUAUCACCUCUUAGGUCAGUCACCAUUGAAAAGUGUCGUAACAGUACUGUGAUAUUGGGACCUAUUGAAAUUGCUUUAUAUAUCAGUCACUGCGAGAACUUAACAGUGAUUUCUGUGGCUCGAAAUGUAAUGAUCAGUGGAAGUACCUCAUGCACUUUACAUCUCCUCACUCCUAAUCGACCUGUCAUUUUAGGUGGCAAUGAAUCAAUAACACUGGCCCCUUAUCACACAUUUUUUGGAACCUUGGAGGAACAGAUGUCCAAAAGUGGCAUAGGAGUCAGUCGGAAUUUGUGGGAUCAACCCCUCUGUAUUGGUCCAGAUCAUAAGGACACUACCCCAGUCUGGGAAACACUGUCUACACAAGAUUUCUUCACCUUCAAUGUUCCUUUUGAAAUUGAGGGAAAGACGAGGAGUAUUCCAUUGCCCUUGCCUCCAAAGUAUCAAAAAGCCAUAAGUCAACGUCAGAAGCAAAUAGAUUCUUGGCAGAAAACAGUGAAAGAGUCGGGAUUGUCAAAAGAACAGAGAAAAGAUUUUCAGAAACUUGUGGAAUCUCGUUUCCAUGUUUGGCUUUCAGAAACCGGUCACAAGCGUGAAUUAGAUAGUCUUGUAGUGCCUUUACAAAAUCAAACACUGAAAAAGUGACCUUGUGAUAAACAUAUUUUAUAUCCUUACCAAUGAUGAAGCAUAAAGUACUUAGUAAAUAAUUGUUACUGAACUGCAUGACUUUUUUAGAAUAAUGAAUUGUAGAUUUUAAGAGUGCUUAUAUAGGAUUAAAUAUGUAUGACUAUAAUUUUUAAGAUCUAAAAAUCCCAUUACUAGGAUCCAAAGUGCCACCAGUAUUACCAGUGAUUAAUAAAAAUUAAAUGGUGUUCAACAUCAUCA
Molecule: messenger RNA, 2044 nt
Organism: Saccostrea echinata
Lineage: Eukaryota; Metazoa; Mollusca; Bivalvia; Ostreida; Ostreidae
Product: TBCC domain-containing protein 1-like
Exons: 2
Coding region: 53-1804 (583 amino acids)
Biological process (GO): maintenance of centrosome location; maintenance of Golgi location
Cellular component (GO): spindle pole centrosome
Source: RefSeq, a predicted model, not a curated record